Mya arenaria is the source of this 3479-nucleotide messenger RNA. RefSeq names its product ubiquitin carboxyl-terminal hydrolase 3-like. The coding region runs from base 298 to 1863 and encodes 521 amino acids. The transcript is spliced from 14 exons. Lineage: Eukaryota; Metazoa; Mollusca; Bivalvia; Myida; Myidae. Gene Ontology annotation, molecular function: cysteine-type deubiquitinase activity; zinc ion binding. The record is from RefSeq and is a predicted model, not a curated record. Gene Ontology annotation, biological process: protein deubiquitination. Gene Ontology annotation, cellular component: cytoplasm.
CGAUGAUGAUUCAUACGAAAUGAAAAUGUUUAAUUCUGAUGUAAACUCAAGAAAAAUGAAACAAAAAACCUAGAUAAAAGAAUACUUUUCUAUUUUCAUUUUAGAACGAGCGUAUGAAUUCGUGACCUCAAAAUAAUGCAGAAAACACAAUGCCGAUUCUUAUACAACUUAAAAUAAUUGGGAUAAAAUUGUGUUAACAUUUGCUGUUUUAAUUUAUUGUUAAAACUGCUGAGUAAUGUGAAAAUUUUGUGCAUGGGGUUGAAUUAUCGAAAACGUAUGGUGUGAAUGUAAUCUCCUAUGGAGUGCCCCCAUUUGGAAGAGUCCGUUCGCGUAUCGACGCUUGUACAGACAAAUACAAACGGAAACACCUCAAAAUUGUGUUGUGCAGAAUGCUCAACAGAAGACAGUCCAUGGAUUUGUAUGAUGUGUGGAUCCGUUGGAUGUGGGAGAUAUGUAAGUGGUCAUGCCUUGGGCCACCAUGAAAGCCAUAGUGAGCACUGCGUGUGUAUGGAUGCCCUCAGUUAUGCUGUCUACUGCUACUCCUGUGAUGAAUUUGUAAUCAAUGACACUCAGACUGGUCACUUUGAUGCCUUGAGAAAAUGUUUGUCUGCAACUAGGUCUAAUGGAGAAAUGCGCCAGAAGUCGCAGCGUAGACGUUCAGAGCCAUUAAAUGAGGUAGAAAAUGAUGCCAAAAAGCAGAAAAAGGAGCUGAAGAAGAUACGUCCAAAGUCAUCAGGGCUGAGAAACCUUGGAAACACAUGUUUUAUGAGUGCUGUAUUACAAUCUUUAAGUAACAUCCAGCACUUCUGUGGCUAUAUCAAGCAACUGCCAUCCCUUGAAGACAAGAAUAACAAGAUGAGAAAGGUCAUCACACGUAAACAGUCCAGGGAUGGAACAGAUAAGGAUGUGUUGCUAGUUGAGGAGUUGCGUAAGACGUUAAUAGCCAUCUGGGAAGGGGGGAAGUCGGCCAUCUCACCCGAGUCUCUUCUCCAUGUUAUAUGGACUCUGGUGCCUCGAUUCCGGGGGUACCAGCAGCAAGAUGCUCAUGAGUUUAUGCGGUAUCUCCUUGAUCGGCUUCAUACAGAGUUACUCGCCUUGCUACCAUACACCUCAACCACCAAUAACAACAGUCCUUUUAUAGGUCCAAAAGGAAAGAGUACAAUAGUUUCUGCGAUAUUUGGAGGGCUGUUACAGAGUGAAGUGAAUUGUUUGAUAUGCGGGGUGGAGUCCAAGAAACAUGAUCCAUUCUUAGAUUUGUCAUUAGAUAUUCCAGUCCAGUACCACAAUGUGAAGACAACAAAGGGCAAGGAGAAUAUGGACCUGCCUGUGUGCCAUCUCUCAGAGUGUCUGACCCACUUCACAGAGGUUGAGGAGCUGGAAGAGACAGAGUUGUACAUGUGUACGGGCUGCAAGAAGAAACAGCGCUCUACCAAGAAGUUCUGGAUCAGGAGACUACCUAAUGUAUUAUGUUUACACGUGAAGAGGUUCAAGUGGGUCACAUCCUUCAGACAGAAGCUUGAAACCUACAUUGAUUUUCCUCUCACCAACCUCGAUAUGAACAAAUACAUUCUAGACAUGCAUGAGACUCGAGGAACAACUGUCGGGAGUAACAUCUACGACCUCGCCGCCGUGAUAGUGCACCAUGGAUCAGGGGCCGGCUCUGGGCAUUAUACAGCAUAUGUUUUACAUGAAGGUCAGUGGUACCAUUUCAACGACAGCACCGUGACAGCCUGUGAGCCUGAGACGGUUGCCCGCUGUAAAGCCUACAUUCUGUUCUACAUCCGUCGAGAAAUACGCCUCCCAGACUACCUGACCGUCAGCCUCAAUGGUGUACCCCAGGCCAGAAGGGGCAAAGUGUCUUGAGGAUCUACGUGAUUGGGUUUGACAAAAAGUCAUGUGCUUACUGGAGUAGUUUGUUAACAAAUGAAUGAUGGCCUGCAGGGUGCCUUUCACAGCAAAGUGAAUGUACAGAGGUGUCAGUUUUCUUCCUCUCAAAUAGUUCCACAUAUUCACAGUACAAAUGUACAUAAAAAAUGAACAGUGGCCAUUCUCAUAAAGAUGUCGUUGGAUUGUUAAAGGGGAAUAAGUUGAUGAUUUUUCUCUUUUGAUAUCAUAUCCUUGUUAUUGACUGUUGUAGGGUUAAAAACAUUCACAGGCAUCAUUUGUCAGUCAGAAUUGGUCAUGUGUAAAACAUUCUAGUGUUGUAUAUGGAUAUAAAUAAAUAAUUAAAAAAAAGUUGACCAGGUUUUUCACAUUUCUUUUCAUGAGAAAAAGUAAGAUGCUUACUUUUUGUAUAUGAGCAGUAAUUACAUGGUUUCUUGAUCUCACUCGAAAAGUGUACCAUAAUUUAUGCCAUAAGAAGGAAUUUUUUCAUGCUUCUGUUAAAAAUUGUAUUGUAUUUGUACAAAGUGACGUACAAAAUUGUCUAGAGAUAUUGAAAAUGUUACAGGCUUGAUGUUUGUUAAACUGAAACAUUUAAAAAUGAUCUUUGACUUAUCAAUGGUUGUCUAUCAAAAUUUAUAAUGAAAGUUGUGAAAAAAAAUUCUACAUGUGUUGUCCUUUUAGGACUCUGUCAAUUUGAUUUUGUUAAAAACAAUCAAAUUGAGGAUCACUUUGUUAAAAUAAGAAUACUGUAGUGCUAUUGAUACUGUAGGUGACUAGGUGAUGAUGUGUGCUCACUUGAGGAGUGUACAUAUUUAGACCAGUCGCCAGUACUGGUAAUCAUUUUCAUUGUUAUUGUCAGAACUCAUUUCAUUUACAAGGGCAGGAGGGGAGUAAAGAAGCCAAAGUCUUUCUAGGUUUGUGUGAAAAUGUUUGUAUGCCAAUAAUAUGAUGAGGACUUUUUGUGUUAGACGUUAGUUGGACUUUGAUAACCAACUUAAGAGCAUUUGUGUUUGAAUUGUUAAUUUUUGUGACUUGUACGGGGUUUACAUGGUCAUUAUUGUGCUGUGUUUAUAUGUGUCCAUGUAUUCUUCUAUUAACUACUACUAUAUGAAGGUAUUAUACUUGGAACUUGUGAUGAUACUAGAUUGACUUUUCUUGAAUACUAAUCACAGACCAGAAUCACAUAUGCUCCUUUUCAUUAAUAUCUUGUAGCUGAAUUAUUGAAGGUGAAGCUUUAUAGGGAAAAAAGACAUUUCCCAUUUGAAUUUUCAUCUUUAUUUAGUAAUACAAUUAUUAACUUAUGUUUGAAUUUCCACCAUAUGUUCAUUUUUUCCAAGUCAAUAGAGUUGAUUACUUUAUCUUGACGUUGCUAGUACAACUUUUCUUGUUUUUUUUUUGUUCAUUUUUUUAGUGCUAUGUUUGAUGCCUGUUAAAUAUGCUUGCAAGUUUAAGAAUGUGCAAGAUCAAUUUGUGGUGUAAAACAUUGGAUUUGUUUUCAGUAUGUACUGAACAUUGCUUUUGAAUGUAAAUAUGUGAACAAUUUUUGUUGAGGAAACUGGUUUUCUCAUGUGAAAAAAAUAAAACGAAUAAAUUAG